Molecule: messenger RNA, 2181 nt
Organism: Symbiodinium sp. CCMP2592
Lineage: Eukaryota; Dinophyceae; Suessiales; Symbiodiniaceae
Source: the annotation of a GenBank genome assembly
AUGGCAGACGAGCCCACUGCUGCCGAUGCCAUCGAACUUGCGGUGCCUGGGGAUGCCGCGACACUGUCCGAUGCCGUACAGCUGGGCCGGCAGCGCUGCAAAGAAGCAGGAGCUUCGCCAGCUUCGCUUCGUGUAGAGCUGGCAGCGGAACACCGGGAACCCCAGGAGGCCUGGCCAUUGGAGAUCGUUCUUCAAGAAGGAGACUGCCUCCGAAGCCUGAGUGUAACCGGGGUCAAAGAUUCCCCUGCUCGCCUCGGCGACGUGCAGCUUGCAUCGACUGAUGCAGCGCUUUGCUUGAGACACGUCGCGUGCGGAACUCUUACGAUUGACGGCACGGGCUGUGUUCUGGAAGACUGCGAGGCGCAGAGCAUUGAAAUUGGCACCCGAGGGGCUGAUGCCGUGCGGCGCUGCAGAGUCCAAGGUGGACGAGUGGCCCUUGCUGCGCAAGGCCCGGUUCGGCUGGAGGGCCUUCAGGUGGUGGAUUCUGUCAUCGGAGUCAGCAUCAAUGGCAACUUUGCAGUGGAAGUGCACAGGUGCUGCUUCACUCGCUGCAGUGCUGCCGCGAUCGUGUCUCAUGUUGACCUGCCAGCUGACAAGGAAGCGGAAAUUCGACCCGUGCUCAAGAUGUCCGACAACCUUCUAGAGCACUGCACUCGCGAUUUGGAGGUGAGGGUGCAACUACCCUGUGCCGAGUCAUUGAUUUUCGACAGACUGCCAUUGGCAGCAGGAAGCUACGAGGUUCCGCGACGUUCCAAGUCGAGCUGGGAAGUUGAGGUCAGCGACCUCGGUGUUGUCUCGUGGCGUUGCGCCCCCGUGGCAGCGCCGGGCCCAAGACGCAGAAAACGAAAAGAGAAGGAGAUGGACGUAGCCGAGGCAGCUGAAUCAGACGAUACCACCAGAAGAAAAUUCACAGACGAGGAGGCAUGGGCGUGCAAGAUUUUGGGAUUGCGGCAGAACGCCGCAGCUACUCCGCGCGAAGUUCGUGCGGCCUACCGGAAGAAAGCCAGAGAGGUGCAUCCAGACAAGCAGACCGAGCCGAUGUUUGGCCCAUCCUUCUUGGAUGUUCAGGAUGUUUGCCUUCGAGUUGCAGCGAAGCCGACAGGAAACUUCAUUACUCGCAAGAGUACUUCCGUCUUCGCCAGCUCCCAGCUGCUUUCCACGGCUCCCCGGAAGGCCACCGGCUGGGAGAGCAGCCCUCUCUUGGGCCGUGUGAUUGAGAUAGACACCGCGCAAAUCCACCGGCGCCUGCAAGAGGACGACAUCGUCUGUAUUCUCCCUGUUGGUGCAGGGUCGCUGCUAGGAACCGGCAGCCAACUCCGUUACGUCCCGUCAGAGGAACUCGCAGCUCAGGUGGCCAAAGACCUUAAAGCCACGAAGCUGAUCUUCUUCACCCGGGGCCAGAGGCUUAUGGACACUGCCCGAGGGAAUGUCAUUCCUACAAUGCAGCUGGGGGAAGCAGACAGGCUGCUGGAGUACGCGAGAACCAGCAGCAGUUUCAUGGAAAAGGAAGAAUCGCGCGAGGUCAUCUUCUACUUGGAACUGCUCCUGCAAGCACUACGCAGCGGCACGCGCCGGGCUCAUUUGAUCGACCCACGACGUGGCGCUCUGCUUCAGGAGCUGUACACAACAGAUGGAAGUGGAACGAUGAUCUCCCUGGAUCUCUACGACGGUAUCAGGCUGGCGCGAUCGGGUGAUGUCUCCGGUAUCCUCGAACUUAUCGAGCCCCUGGUGAGGAGGGGUUUGCUCCGACGGCGCAAUACCUACGAGGCACGGCCGAGGGCAUGCAACAAUCAAGAGAUGUUCGUGUGGAAGCGCGAUGACAAGUUUGUUGGCUGCGCCAGCCUCCAGCAAUUUAGUGAUGCUCCAGGCAAGGCAGAGCUGGGCUGCUUCGUCAUCUCACCACUCUGCCGAGGAAAAGGCCACGGCGCUGUGCUCCUCUCGUACGUUGAACAGGUUGCUAGGCUGCUCGGCGUGCAGCAGCUGUUCCUCCUGACCACGCAAACAAUGCAAUGGUUUGUGGAGCGCGGCUUUCAGAAUGCUCCAGUGGAAGAGCUUCCACCAGGCAAGCGCGAGGGCUACGAUCUCGGAAGGUCUUCAAAGGUGUUCAUUAAGAACAUCUCAGACUUGCCGAGUGAGCUGCAGCAGCGUUUCACGUUCGUAGAAGUAGAUACUUUAGAUUGA